AUGGGCCGGAGAGAUCAGCCCGGCGCGGCAUCAUCCUUCCAGGAUAUUUUUCAACAAGUCGUUGAAGGUCUGGCCCUACAUCAGCUUGCCGUAUCGGCCACAGGUGCCAGGUCGCCGCUUGUGGCUCUACGCUCCUCGUGGGACGGCGUGCCCACCGUGCUCACGUCGCGCGAGAUCUGGGCGACCAUCACCCCUCGGACCAUCCUGUUUGGCCACUUCGCCGUCUCUUUUCUUCGGAUGCUCAUCUUUGGGCCAAUGAAUUUGAUGUGUUUUUUUUUGUUUGGGCUUGUUUUCCCCGUUUGA
This is a messenger RNA of Akanthomyces muscarius, 303 nucleotides long. RefSeq lists its product as uncharacterized. The transcript is spliced from 4 exons. The record is from RefSeq and is a predicted model, not a curated record. NCBI's taxonomy places the organism in Eukaryota, Fungi, Ascomycota, Sordariomycetes, Hypocreales, Cordycipitaceae. Bases 1 to 303 code for a protein of 100 amino acids.